GUAACAAUUCACAUUGUUUGGGAGAUUAUAAUUACAAUCUAUGGAAGACAAGACUAUCUGAUCAGUUCUCCACCCUGACUGAUGACGAGGUGUUCGUGUUAUUAUGUUUUCUGUGUUCUGACUCCGGUCCUCCUGACUUCACUGACACAGAGUGGCUGGACAUGCUUAAUGAGAUACGACAGAUAAUGUACCUUAAAGAGAAUCCUGUAACACGUGAGGAAGCACAGAAGACUCUGGACAGGCUGAAGUCACGUGAUUACCUUUGGGAAGAUCAGGACAAGAUAACAGAGGACACAAAGGAUGAGACAAUGUAUAGGAUAGCAUUAAUAAACAAUGUUACACCAUUCUUUUACAGUAGUUAUGACACAGCCAGUGUGUACCUGAGAACAAGGAGAUACAACAGAGAACCUGGAGAGAAGUGUGUCAUUAGUCCUGGCUGGGAUCACUUACUGAUACGCCGUCUACAGAUGAACAUACUGACUCACGUCACCAUGGAGGACACGGAUAUAUACUGA
This is a messenger RNA of Saccostrea cuccullata (small rock oyster), 515 nucleotides long. RefSeq lists its product as uncharacterized. The transcript is spliced from 2 exons. NCBI's taxonomy places the organism in Eukaryota, Metazoa, Mollusca, Bivalvia, Ostreida, Ostreidae. The annotation marks the transcript as partial. The record is from RefSeq and is a predicted model, not a curated record.